Molecule: messenger RNA, 1329 nt
Organism: Microthlaspi erraticum
Lineage: Eukaryota; Viridiplantae; Streptophyta; Magnoliopsida; Brassicales; Brassicaceae
Source: the annotation of a GenBank genome assembly
AUGGACUACGUCCUCUCUUUCGUAUCUGAAGCUUCUACCUUGUGGAACAAUCUUCAGAGCCGAUUUUCAGUCGGUAAUGGGGUGCGUAAACAAGUCUUGAAAGAUGAGAUUGCUUUAUGCAAGCAAAACGGGCAACCAAUCCUUGACCAAAUUCGCUCAACAAUCACCGGUGAAGAUCCUCUACCGUCUCUGAAUCAAGUCUACUCUCGCGUCAUCCGUGAAGAACAGAAUCUCAAUAUUUCUAGAGCAAGUGAAACCUCCAAAACAGACGCUAUCGGCUUUGCUGCCAGAGGAGAUUCAUCUGCUCAAUUCGCCGCCGUCUCUGCCCCACGUUCUCGUGAUAGGUCGACCCUCAGCUGUACACAUUGCAACCGUCAGGGCCAUGAAGUCUCCGAAUGUUUUCUUCUUCAUGGGUAUCCUGAUUGGUAUUAUGAACUUAACAAGGGAGCCGGACGUACGUCUAACUCAGACUCCAAAGCUUCUGUUCAGCGAGGUGGUCGUCCCCCAGCAUCUCGAGGUCGCGGUCGCGGAAGAGCCAACAAUGCUCAUGUUGUUCCUGAACAGAGUCAUGAUCAGAUUGCACAGCUGAUCAGCCUUCUCCAAGCUCAACGGCCUAACACCACAUCUGAGAAACUGUCGGGUAAAACUCUUUUAACUGAUGUUAUCAUUGACACAAGCGCCUCUCACCAUAUGACUGGCGACAUAUCUAUUCUUCAAGAUGUAUUUGAUAUCUUGCCUUCCGCUGUGAAAUUUCCCGACGGUAGUGGCUCUAGAGCUACGAAACGUGGCACAUUGGCACUCUCCUCAGAUUAUCUGCUCCCUGAUGUGUUAUUUGUUCCUGAUUUUGACUGUACUCUUAUCUCAGUGUCAAAACUUUUGAAACAAACCGGUUGUAUCGCCAUCUUUACUGACACAUUGUGCUUCUUACAGGACCGUUUUAUGAGGACUUUGAUUGGUGCGGGUGAAGAGCGUGAGGGAGUGUACUAUUUUACUGGUGUCUUGGCUGCUCGUGUCAACAAUGUCUCAAAGGAUACUGAUUCGUCUGGGGCAUUGUUGCAUCGUCGGUUGGGACAUCCUUCUGCUGGUGUUUUGAAUUCUUUACCUAAUUGUGAUCGAUCUCCUAGUGUUCUUGAAGAGAUCAAUAGUUGUGAUAUUUGUUUUCGAGCCAAGCAAACUCGAGAGAUUUUUAAUGAUAGCAUUAAUAAAGCUUCAGAUUGUUUUGCACUUAUUCAUUGUGAUGUUUGGGGUCCAUAUCGCACUCCUUCAUCAUCUGGAGUUGUCUACUUUCUCACUAUAGUCGAUGAUUACUCUCGUUCUUCUCAUGAGUGA